UGAAGACACUCAGCAGCAACAUGGCGGCCGCUCGGUCCGCUGAACGGCCCGGGACCGGGACCGGGACCGGAACCAGGACCAGCAGGUCCCGGUCCGGAGCUGCGAGCGGCCCCGGGGCGAGUCCACCGGAGGACGAGGGGACCAGGGGUCCGGAGGGUCCGGGGGGCAGCCCGCCCGAGGGGGGGGGCAGGAGGAGGAGCGACCCGGAGAGGAGCAGCUGCAGGAGAGAGUUCUUUGUGUGUCCUGCUCUCUUCGCUAAGUCAGCUGACGUUUCCUCAGGAGCCGGCGGGAAACACAAGGGCGUUCUGUCGGACUCGGAGAACGAGGAACCGGUCAGGAGGAUCAGGAACGUCUCCGCCUUCGUCCGGAGAACCAAAGCCUCGGUGGUCGUGGCUGGUGGUGCUCCGAGGAGUCGAAGCUGCACCGACCCGGUGGAGGUGGGAGGAGGGAAGGUGAAGGUCACCGCUCAGCCGGCCGUGAUGGACCAGGUCGGGAUCCGUCACAGCUCCACGGCGGGAAUCCUUCUCUCCUCGGAGAACAGCCGCUCGGCCUCGGCUCCGCCCCCCGCUCCGGAGCGGCGGCUCACCUGGCGAGCGGUGAUCACUUCCUGUUCCUCCACCCCUCUGGUCCUCGCUCUGCCGCGGCCCGAGCGCUCCGUCAGCCCUGAGAGCAACGACAGCAUCUCAGAAGAGCUCAACCACUUCAAGCCCAUCGUCUGCUCGCCGUGCACGCCGCCCAAACGCCUCCCGGACGGCCGUCUGUUGGAACCCACCAUCGUUAAGUCCACGCCUCGGAACCUGACCCGCGGCCUGCAGAAGUCCACCAGCUACGAGGCCAGUCCUGCUGUGCUCCAGAAGUGGAGACAGAUCGAGCUCGAUCGGCAGAAUCUCAAAGUGAACUCCAAGGCCACGCUGACCGGAACCAUCGCAGAGCGCCACAACAAGACCGCCGUCGGCCAGGACGCCGCAAAGACCCAGGCGUCUUCUGCAGGAGACGGGCUGGCGUCCAGCAACAAGAGGAGGCUGCUCUUCGACCCUCCAGCCGGAGACACGGACCCCUUCCAGAAACAGUCCGUGAUGAUCCGGGUCCCUGCAGUCCGCUACAGCAGCGACGCAGCUUUCAGAGGAAGUUCAGACUUUGAGUCGACAGUCGCUGGUCCGGAGUCCUGCGGCGGGGGGGGGGCGUUCAGCCGAAAACAAUCCUUCUCCCCGUAUUCUAAGAACUCUGGUUUCCAGUCGUGUAAAUUAGUGCCAAAGGACUCGCAGAGUCCCAGGAAAGAGUCUGACAGUACCAUCCACAACCAGUCUACCUCAAGGAGGGGCAGGAAGAGGAAGCAGAAGACCAAGCACCUGGACUCCGACGCCGACAUGAAGAGGGGCCGGCCCGGCAGCCAGGACGCCUUCGACCAGCGCUUCAUCUGCCAGGUCCAGCAGGAGCGGCAGGACCGGGUCCUGGCCCUGAAGCUGCAGAGACAGUUCGACCUGGAGAACCAGACGCUCAACCGCAGGAGGAGCCCCGACACCUACUUCCUGCGAUCCUGGAUGUCCAAUCAGAACCGUAGGAGGCGUGGUCUGAGGAGAUCCCGACGAAUCAACAAGAAGUACUAAAAAGGAUUUGUCUGCUGACUCAGCACAAUGUCAGACAGGAAGUGGUUCAAAUAUGCAAAGUGAUGAGAGGUUUGAUGAGUGUGAAUGUUUUUCAAUCGUCGUCUCAGCAACGACAAUUUUAAUGUCUUGAACAUGUUUUAUUUUCUUUGAACCAGCAAAUCACCAAAAACCGACUCAGUGAGACCAAGGUGAAAAUAACCUUAGAAACACAUCGUCAUGACGACCCCACACAGAUCACUGAUUCAUUUUAUAUUAAACUGAUGCUGAAGCAAUAAUUGAUGGUAACUGAUCAAUGAUCAAUAAACAGUUUAUCAAUUGUCUCCAAUGUUCCAUCAAACAGACGUCGCUUAAAGACAGAAACAUUUUAACUGUUGAUCACCUGCACGUUAUAUUUCAUCAGCUUCAUGGAAACAUCGCAGAUGGAAACAUCGCAGAUGGAAACAUCGCAGAUGGUUUGAAAAGAUCAAACUAUCAAAAUCCAAACCUGUGGCUCGUCUGCUGAUGAGUAACAGCAAAGACAACAUGGGCUUCCUGUGUCCAAGAACUGCUAUAGACACAUGGAACAGUAGGGGGCAGUGUAGUUUACGAUCCGAGUGCUGUGUGGCGCCCUCUAUUGGAAUAAUCAUGUAACAUGUAUUACACAGUGUGCAAUCACACUGUAUUACACGUUACGAGGCUCAUCAUUAUGCAGACUCUGCUCUUCUGAUGUUUUCUAAUCAUCACACUUAAAACUGAUCUUAACAAAAACCUGCUGAAUUCAUAUUUAUGUUCCUGGAUCAACGGGCGUCUCUUCUCCCACAAAGAAGUUAAAGUAUUGUGUUACGUUGUUAUCUGGGGGAGGAGCUUCCGUCUGCAGGAGUGUGUGUUUGUUUGUCUGUGUCGCUCUUCACACAAACUGACAAUCGCAUUUAUUAAGUUAUGAAUCGAUAGUGCAGGAUCAUGAAUCUGGAUCAUUCCGGUCACUAACCCUGAUGUCCUGACUGUGCGUCUCAGGUUGUGUGUAGCAGGUGAACUUUGUGCUCACACAACGUGUCUCAUACACUCGACGUAUCAAACAAACUAAACUUCAGUUCUGUUCAGGUCCUAAUAACCUCUGGUCAGUGCUGGUGUUGAUUGUCGAUGUGUGAAGUGCGGCAGGUCAGCGGGACGACUCAGGACAUCGUGGAAACCCGACAGUUCGUGAAUGCAUCUAUUGUAUUAACCAAAUUAACCGACAUGAGCAAGAGUCAGUCAACUAGAGUUCGUUAAUGUUGGUUUAGAUCACUUUGGGUGGAUUGCCAAAUGGUUACUGUAGUCCAGACCAAACCGUUCCACCUGAACGAACUGGAUCAGAGGAGGAGGCGGAGAUUCACCUCAUUACUCUGCAGGAGAGAGAGUCAUGUGACAGGACGAGCGAGCCUCAUUGGUAGUUGUGAUGAAAUAAUUCAGCUAGUUGAGAUUAAAGUAAAGCAGCUGAGUUUGUUUGCGAUGAAUUCAUCAGUUUAUCUGACGACAGAUAAAGUGGAGCCGAGGGAACAACUUUGUAAAGAAAUGUCAAAACAAACCAAAUGUAAUGAGUUGUUUUACAGUGUAAUGUGAUCACAUGACUUCAGCUGCCUCCUGUUUCUGAGUGACAUGCAUAUUUGAUGACUGAUGAUUGACAGUCUGUGUGUCUGCUGGAGCUGAAGGGCUUUUUCUCCCCUGAUGACACUGAUAUGCACAUUUUCUACAGUAGGUGUGAAGCUUGGAUGGCUGAGUUGAUGCAGUGUUUUCAUGCCGAGUGCCAAAUCACCACAGACGGAUGGACCAUGUUUCUAUCGUGAUUCACUAGUUUUAUAUGACGGCGAGGAGGAGACCAAGAGAAACUAAAUGACCUGAGACCA
This is a messenger RNA of Limanda limanda (common dab), 3469 nucleotides long. RefSeq names its product ring finger protein 169 (gene rnf169). Gene Ontology annotation, cellular component: nucleus; site of double-strand break. The transcript is spliced from 5 exons. The coding region runs from base 21 to 1607 and encodes 528 amino acids. The record is from RefSeq and is a predicted model, not a curated record. Gene Ontology annotation, molecular function: nucleosome binding; ubiquitin-protein transferase activity. NCBI's taxonomy places the organism in Eukaryota, Metazoa, Chordata, Actinopteri, Pleuronectiformes, Pleuronectidae. Gene Ontology annotation, biological process: double-strand break repair.